Marasmius oreades (fairy-ring Marasmius) is the source of this 2771-nucleotide messenger RNA. RefSeq lists its product as uncharacterized. Gene Ontology annotation, biological process: protein processing. Gene Ontology annotation, cellular component: trans-Golgi network; Golgi membrane. Bases 54 to 2660 code for a protein of 868 amino acids. The record is from RefSeq and is a predicted model, not a curated record. Gene Ontology annotation, molecular function: serine-type endopeptidase activity. NCBI's taxonomy places the organism in Eukaryota, Fungi, Basidiomycota, Agaricomycetes, Agaricales, Marasmiaceae. The transcript is spliced from 5 exons.
GCCUGCACUCACUUUUUACCACCACAUCCAGGCCAGCCUGCAGUGCCAAUAUCAUGCGCUGCCUUCCUCUUUCCCUCCUUAUAACUCUCCUAACUUCAAUUUCACCAGUCCUAUCGUUGAAAUAUCCACAUUCAUAUCAUACACACAACUACUAUGUGCUAGAACACAAUCCAGCAGGUCCCGCAUCCCUGGCGGAGGUCACCAAUACCCUCGGAGUGGAAGUCGUCGACAAGGUCGGCGAGCUCGCCAACCACUGGCUAGUUAGGACAGAAAAUCAACUCGUGUCACGAACGGAAACACCGGGUGAUCAUGUUAUGGAAAAGUACAAAACACUGCGAGCACGAGCCUCAUCGACACAUCUAUUAAUUCGUUCAAGUGAGGAGAGUCUAGCUAAACGAUUCGACUCCUCCGUCCAAUAUCUCUCUCGACAAGAGCUGCGACAAAGAGUAAAACGUGCCCCACCGCCUAUAACAUCUGAUGCGUCGGGAAGUGUUGCAGAGAGGAUGGGUAUACAGGACCCGCUGUUCUCAGAACAAUGGCAUCUAGUCAAUAACGAACAGCCGGAACAUAUGAUGAACGUGACGGCUGUGUGGGACUCGGGCAUUACUGGGAAGGGCGUCAUAACUUCUUUUGUAGACGAUGGGUUGGAUUAUACCAAUAUCGACCUAAAGGAAAAUUUCGAUGCGGUUAAUUCUCAUGAUUUCAAUGACCAUACCGACCUACCAACCCCGAAGCUCUUUGAUGACCACCAUGGCACCCGUUGUGCUGGUCAAGUUGCUGCUGGAAAGAACACCGCGUGCGGUAUCGGUAUUGCUUACGAGUCGAAAGUUGCUGGAGUUCGCAUUCUUUCUGGACCGAUUUCUGACGUCGACGAGGCUGCUGCCUUGAAUUUCGGGUUUCAAAACGUUUCCAUCUAUAGCUGCAGUUGGGGACCUCCAGACAAUGGGCAAGCAAUGGAAGGACCUUCUCAACUCAUUAAGAAAGCCGUUCUGAAUGGGAUUAAUAAUGGUCGAGGUGGAAAGGGCUCCAUAUUCGUGUUUGCCAGCGGAAAUGGUGCUGCAAGAGGGGACCAAUGUAACUUUGACGGCUACACCAACAGUAUCUAUUCGGUUACCAUAUCUGCUGUGGACUAUAAAGGCUUACAUCCAUAUUAUUCCGAGGCGUGUGCUGCGAACAUGGUCGUCGCAUAUAGCUCCGGUAGUGGUAAACACAUCGUCACGAGUGAUCGGGGCGAAAACGCCUGCGCCAGGAACCAUGGAGGAACUUCGGCAGCUGCCCCUAAUGCCGCUGGUGUGAUCGCGCUAGCGAUGGAAGUCAGACCGGACCUAACGUGGCGUGAUAUCCAACAUCUUUGCGUCAGAACUGCCCGCAUGAUCAACCACAACGAUCCUGACUGGGAAAAAACUGCACAAGGCCGCCUUUAUAGCUAUAAGUACGGUUUUGGAGCGUUGGAUGCAGGGCUAUUCGUUCCGACAGCGAAGGAGUGGAAGAAUGUCAAACCACAGGUCUGGUUGAAAACGCCAACGGUAGUGUUGGGAAACGGGAAGAUGACGGAGGAACAGCAAUAUAGCGGAGGCGUCUUCAUCACUCAGCUGAAGAAUCCGCAAGGGGAAGGCGAGCGAUCGGAUCCAAAUGCAGGGGUUAAAAGCACCAUUACUAUCACACAGGAAAUGCUUGAUGCCGCUAAUUUCGAGAAAUUGGAACAUAUACAGGUGAAAGUAUGGAUAUCUCAUGCACGAAGAGGGGAUGUAGAAGUAGAGAUUGUCAGUCCUGCAGGUGUCAAAAGUGUUCUUGGUGGGAGAAGGCCGGACGAUGCAGAUGGCAGUGGUUAUCCAGGUUGGACUUUCAUGUCUGUUAAGCACUGGGACGAAAAUCCUGCGGGUAACUGGACGAUUCAUGUAACAGAUCAAAAUAUUCCUGGGCGUAACGGUACUUUCCUUGGUUGGAACAUGAUGUUUUGGGGGUCUGCUCUCGAUCCUGCGAAAUCUGUAUUGUAUGAACUCCCGGAGGAGGAUACCAUCUUUCCACCGCAUGACGACCCCCCUCUUGUGGUUGGUGGUGCUUCAACGACUCGUUUCCCUACCAAACCAACCGCACACCUUCCUGGCGAUCAUGGUCAGGCAGAAGGAGAAAAUACAAAACCUGCUUUCCCUAAUGAUGCUGCUGCACCCACAAGUACCCCGACCGCAGACGAAGGAUGGUUCCCUGAUAUGAACAAGUUGGGUAAUAGUCAGAAAUGGUUCUUUGGUGGGAUCGCAGUUGUCGCCGUGUUUGGCAUAGGUGUUGGACUGUUCUUCUGGAGGAGACGCACAAUGAACCAGAAACGAAAGCAACAGUACGAAAGCCUUGCCGGAGAGGAAAUUGUGGGCAUGAGCUCCAUGGGUAACAGUGGUGUGACUGGAAGAGAUCAUGCAACCGGCGGUCGUGCUGGAAGAGGCAGAGGCACCACCAGGGAGUUAUACGAUGCGUUCGGGGAGGUUUCCGAUGAUGAUGACGAUGCCGACGAAGCAACGAGGCUACAACCUGACAGGACGACGGGGGUUGCCUCAAGCGGUCUAGGAUUCCAUUCAGGAUUUUUGGAUGACGAGGAUGAACCAUCUUCUCGUGGUGGUUACCGAGACGAGCCCGGGCCCGAGUUGGGUAUACGUCAAGAACACUAGAUAGUAUUUAUAUGACCAUCUCAAGUAAAAGGCACUAACCCAGUACUAUUAUCAAUUUGUUCGCGUGUAACAGGAGCUAUUUAUAUGAUUUGCGCCCUUCCACAGCCAGCA